GUGAGGUAAAGUGGGAUGGCCGGCACAACUAAAUCGAUGAACCUCCAAAAACGCGUCGCACACGCGCCUUCACCACUGCCACCAGCACCACCACAUCUGCAAGCAACACAUUCCCAAUGCAUCGCCUCUUCUAGCCUCCUGUGAACCAGCAGCCGGUCUGCUCGCUACCCGACCCCCGUCAUGUCUCGACGCCGCACGCCCCGCGAUUCGAACGCCUCGACCGUAUUCACCGACGUCGAGCCCGAAGACCCGAUCCCCAGCUUCUUCAACCACAGCUUCUCGACCUACCGCGUGUCCCCUCUCUUUGUCGGCGACGAGCCCCUGACAGAAGCACGACUCAGCGUAUUAUCGCGACGCUUGCGGGACGUCCUCGUCGGCGACGUCGUGCGCGGUGUCCACAUUGGACUCGAAUCGAGCGCGACGGCAGCAGGAGCUCAGGUUGGCGUGCUCAAGGCCGUCCGAGUGCGUCUGUUUCGCGCGGAUGAUGUCUUUGGCACGGGCAUCCAGGACAGCGAGGACGUAGGCAGUGCAUGGACUGCGCUGUCGGACGAGCAGAAGCGAGGACUAUGGAUUAGCGUCCAGUACGAGAAUACGAGCUAUCAUGCACUUCUGCUCCCAACUAUCCAACAGCAGGACAAGGCUACACCCCAGGCAUGGCAGAUGCAGCCCGGCAACAACAGGUCAAGAGGCAAGCAGAGCGCGUCCAGAGACGUCAGCUUCCUCCACCUGCCCCUCAUGCUCUUCCGGAUGCCUCUCGCGUUGAGGAACAUUGUCAGCGACUGGCUCUCUACAACCUUUGACUGCCGAGUGUGUAAGCUCGCGCUUGGGACGCGAACACUGGUGACCGUGUGGGAAGAAUGGAUCGACGCGAUUGGGAUUGCCGCACGAGGCUCGGACUUUGUCAUCACGCUUGCCUUCGACGCGCCUUUGGCAGAUCCAUCGAUCGCAACCGACAACGACGACGAGGAAGACGAGGGUCCGCAGUCGUACAAGUCAGGUCUGCGGUCCAUCGACAUUACGAUCCAGCCACAGGAUCUCCGUCGCUUUGUGCGCGCUGGCCGGACCAUUGCAGAGCCCAGAGCGAAGACGGGUGCUUCCUGGGAGACGGAUGACCGUGAACGUCGCAGACUGGCGGGCAACGACUCUGACAAUGGAUGGGCAUGGCUUUCGUCGGGUCAAGCGACUGAGGAGCAGCCGUUCACCAAUGCUCUCGCACGCUAUCUGGAUCACCACCUUGCGCUGAACCUGUUCCAUCCCAGCGUGCGCGUUGUGCAGAUUGCCGCCAACGGCUACGUCCUCGCGUCGAGUCGCUUGAAGAUUGUCAGCAAGGACGCGCCGAACAGCAGCUUGUCCAAGGCGACGUGGAUGUUUAUCACGACUAUUGGACAGCGCAUCAGCGGCGAGGCGUUGCCGGCGAUAUUUACGUGAGCGACGAAUCAACCUCCAAGCAUUAUCAGAAUUGCAUCGCAUCUCCCGCCUUUCCCCCGCAUAUACGCUGCGAUUGAGGCUCGAGCUGUAGCCGCACGCACGCACCCCUGCUCUGGAGCAUCCAACUUCCUACUCCACAACCGCCAACUUUACGGGCCCAUUGCAUCAUAAGGACCCUUGGCUGCCACGCCAAGGGUCCUGUGCAUCUCGAUCGGCAGCAUUCUGGCGCGGCAGAUAUCACACAGGUUUAGCAGCUCAGGGAUGACGCAAGGCUGAUGACCGUUCAGUAUAAGAGGUGGACGAGGAGCGAGACGAUCGCGCUCAUCAACCACUUCAGAACAAGAACAAAUCACCAGCACUUU
Molecule: messenger RNA, 1790 nt
Organism: Emericellopsis atlantica
Lineage: Eukaryota; Fungi; Ascomycota; Sordariomycetes; Hypocreales; Bionectriaceae
Product: kinetochore complex Sim4 subunit Fta1-domain-containing protein
Exons: 1
Coding region: 181-1428 (415 amino acids)
Source: RefSeq, a predicted model, not a curated record